This is a messenger RNA of Ctenopharyngodon idella (grass carp), 4335 nucleotides long. It is a transcript of the gene slc38a4, whose product is annotated as solute carrier family 38 member 4. Gene Ontology annotation, biological process: amino acid transmembrane transport. NCBI's taxonomy places the organism in Eukaryota, Metazoa, Chordata, Actinopteri, Cypriniformes, Xenocyprididae. The record is from RefSeq and is a predicted model, not a curated record. The coding region runs from base 204 to 1835 and encodes 543 amino acids. The transcript is spliced from 16 exons. Gene Ontology annotation, molecular function: amino acid transmembrane transporter activity.
GCGGAGCUUCACGUGGAGUACUUGACAAUUGGAGCAUCCUGAUUGGCUGACAUGGGCCCUCCCAAUGCUCUUUAAAGCUGCCACUCACCUCCAGGGCUAAAAACGAAGCUCAUCCGUGUUCUGUCAGCACAUCAAGUGUCCAUCGUCUGACUGGCUCUCAUUUUCUUUUCCCGAAGACUAAAUCCUUCCUCACGGCUGUAGACAUGGACCGUAUGGAGCUGAAGAACGUGAGCACGGAGGCGGACGAUGAGAGCAGUGUGGAUGAUCGUUACACGGAGCCCAUCGAUUCGGAGAAAGCCACUAUCAACAGCCAGUUUCUGGAAGAAGACGACGCAGAGAGUCAGAAGUUUCUCACCAAUGGCAUGAUGAAGAAGAAGAAAUAUGAAGAAUAUCAUGAAGAAUAUCACCCGGGUCACGCGUCAUUUGGGAUGUCCGUCUUUAACCUCAGUAACGCCAUCAUGGGCAGUGGAAUUCUGGGACUGUCCUUUGCCAUGGCCAACACUGGCAUCGUACUGUUUAUAAUCCUUUUGCUGGGAGUCGCUAUCCUGUCGCUGUACUCCGUUCACCUGUUACUCGUGACGGCCAAAGAAGGAGGAUCACUGAUCUAUGAGAAGCUUGGAGAAAGAGCGUUUGGAUGGCCAGGAAAAAUGGCAGCAUUUGGAUCUAUAACUCUGCAGAACAUAGGAGCCAUGUCCAGCUACCUGUUCAUAGUCAAAUACGAGCUGCCAGAGGUGAUACGGGCUUUUCUCGGGCUGGAGGAGAGCUCUGGCGAAUGGUACCUGAACGGGAAUUACGUGGUGGUGUUGGUGUCCAUCGGCAUCAUUCUCCCGCUGUCCAUGCUGAAAAACCUCGGGUAUCUUGGAUACACCAGCGGCUUCUCUCUGUCCUGUAUGGUGUUCUUCCUGGGCGUGCUGAUCUAUAAGAAGACGAUCCUCCCCUGCCCUCUUCCGUUCUUCUACCAGCACGAGUCGAACAUGAGUAUAAACGGCUCGGACGCUCUGGGUCUGUACACGCUGCAGAACGCCUCGGCACUGGCGUAUAUCUCUGAAGGGGUGGUGAACGGACCUCAUCUGGACCCUCACGCGGCAGCCCACGACAUCCACAGCGCGGUCGAGUUCACGCCCCACCCCGACGAUCACGAGGACAUGUGCACACCCAAAUACUUUGUGUUCAAUUCACAGACUGCUUACACCGUUCCCAUCCUCGCCUUUGCAUUCGUGUGUCAUCCUGAAGUUCUGCCCAUCUACAGUGAACUCAAAGAUCGCUCUCGGAAGAAGAUGCAGAGGGUGUCAAACCUGUCCAUCUUAGCUAUGCUGGUGAUGUAUCUGCUCUCCGCCCUGUUCGGCUACCUGACGUUUUAUGAUCAUGUCGAGGCAGAGCUGCUUCACACCUUCACGAAGGUCUACAAGUUUGAUACGUGGCUUCUGAUGGUGCGUUUGGCAGUGCUGACGGCAGUAACGCUCACCGUUCCUAUUGUGCUGUUCCCUAUUCGUUCAUCAGUCACCACGCUGUGUUUCGCAGAAAAAGAGUUCAGCUGGAUACGACACUUCCUCAUCGCUGCUGCCAUACUGGCCUUCAACAACCUCCUAGUGAUCUUCGUCCCCACCAUCAGAGACAUCUUUGGCUUCAUCGGUUCAUCUGCGGCCACCAUGCUCAUCUUCAUCCUGCCGGCGGCAUUUUACCUGCGGCUGGUCAAGAGUUUACCAUUCAGAUCUCCUCAGAAAAUAUCUGCAGCCAUUUUCCUGGUGGUUGGCGUCUUCUUCAUGAUCGGCAGUUUGUCUCUCAUCACCUUGGACUGGAUCCACAACCCGCCCGGCUCUAAAGGUGCUCACUAACCCAUCAUCAGUCGCCUGAAGCCGCUUCAUCCCAGAGAUCAUCUCACAACAUGGACCUUCAGUUCUCACUGAACUCUGUGCCUCUGCCUCUCUCUCCCUCUCAGCCCUCGCUUGUUGUUUUAAGUUCUCCUAUGUGUUUUCUCAGCACUCGGAUCGCUGCGUUCGGGAUUCUCAGAUAGAUGUGAAGGUGAAUUCAUGGAGGACAUGGUUAGUCGGUCGGUCAUUGUGACGUGAAUGUGAAAGAUGGAGAGAGAGAGUUGGGCAGCAGGGUUCAUCAUAUAAGCACUUCUGGAUUUUUAUCAAGACAUGCCAGCAAAGUUUUCAUAAUCAUGUUUGACUUCAUUAGCUGACUUUAUUGGUCACUGAUAGUUAGUUUGUUGUGUUUUUUAAAGGAAUAGUUCACUCAAAGAUGAAAUUUCAGUCAUGUUUUUGUGAGGAAAAGCUGACAAAAAAAGACUUGAAGGCAAUUAAAUGAUGAUAAUUUUCAUUUUUGAGUGAACUUUUUGUUAAAUAUUAUCGUUUGAAUCAUAUUUCCUCUUUGAGAGGGGGAAAAGGUCCAAUUAUCAAAUUUUUGUACCAAAAGGUUGCGCGAACAGUCAGUCCACAAAAGCUCUGCUUUUUCCUCUCAAACUGCUGCAUAAAACCAGAUCCUCACAGCUGAACCAGUCAUUGAGAUUUUUGACUCGAUUCUCUUCAUUUAGAGGAUUUUAACGUCUUUAAGCUCAGUGACUAAACUGAAUGUUGGGUCUCAUGAAGAAUUUCUUGCACUCUCGAUCUCCUUACGUGCUUUUUUCCAUCGCUACUACCGUUGAGAUGAUUGAACUGCCGUAUGCCACGCCAAACGGGCAGUGCUGCGUUUUUAUGAGAAGAUUAUGUAGAUGUUUGUGACUCAUUAAUUACAGUUAAGUCACACGCAGGCCCUGACCUGACCUUAAGGGGACCUAUUAUGCUUUUUUACAUGUUCACUUCAUAUUUCUUUAGUGUGUAAUGUUGCUGUUUGAGCAUGAAAACGCCUCCAUUGUAGUCUUGAGUAUUUUUCCGAGAACAAACACAUCAAAAUAUUCCUCAUUUAAAUAAUUUAUAUGCAGAAUAAAGGGGCAGGGCCUUGUUGAGUUAGUUAGUAGAGUGUUGAAACUGCCGGUUAUGGUAAGGGGCGGGACAUUUCCCAAACACGCUUGAAGCGCUCGACCAAUCACAACACACUGCUUCAGCCGACCAAUCAGAGCACAUUGUGCUUUUCAGAAGGAGAGGCUUCAUAGAGACAGGAACUAAACAGAGCGUUACUGAUAGACUAGGAAGAGAGGAGCUGCAACAAUGGAGAAUAUGAGGAAAAUAAUCAACAUUCAAGCAUUAAAACCUGUUCUAGUAGAGCCCAAAAACAACAUCAACACUUAGUAAAAGAGCAUAACAGGUCCUCUUUAAACAGAACGUGAUUCGUGAGCAAAUCAGCUUGUACUGUCAACCCAAGAUUGUGCCUUUGCUAUCUGACUACACUGCCUUGCUGGAGAAAAACAACGAAGUUUACAGAAGCGAGACAGUGGCGUGCUGAAACAGGUUUCUGCGUGCGCUGGUUCAGCCAAAGUGGACAAUAUUUAAAGAUCCUUUGGUGAUCUACUUACUCAUAAAGCAGAUAUUUCAAAUGAAAUGGUAUGAUAUUUUUGCAUGUUUUAAAUCACAAACAUGGUCUUUUUGGACGUUGUAUAUGGUUUGUAAAUAGUAUUUUUUCUUUUGGGUCAUUGAUGGACGCUGGAAGGGACGAAACAUCAGAUGUUCACCAGUAGAGUUUUAGUAUUAUAUUUUAGAUGUUGGUGCCAUCAUGCCUAUUUCUUUUGUAAAUUUGUAGAAAAGCCAUUGUAUUUCUAUUGUUCCUUCUCCAUGGUUUUUAUGACUGAAGAAUGGAGUUGCGUGUUUAUUUUUUUGUAUGUUACUUGAUUAGUUUGCAGCCGAAAUGGUACAGAGAGACUCACAGAUGAAUGUUUGGUCACAUGUAACGUUUGAAAACCAUCAGCAGUAUUUGUCUUCCACUGUUUACCUCUGCAAACCGCAUAUCUGUAUGAGCAAGUUAUAUGUGUUUUAAAGUCGACAUGAAAUUGGUAACACUUUACAAUAAGGUCCUAUUAGUUAAAGUUGACUUUGGAAGUAAAAUGUGUUGCGAAUGCCAUUUCAUGUGGACUUUAAGCGUGUUUACUACAGCUCUGUGCCUGUCGCUUCCUUCAGGGAAAACUGUGACUAUUAAAAUUGUCUUUGAAUGUACGAACUGUAACAGUUUACAUGUAUUUUGGUAAUGUGAAAUUAACUCAGUAUCCCAGUACUUCUCUGGCUGUAGAGAAACAGAGGUGAAACCUCGUCCGCUUACAAACUGCCAUUAUAAUCCACAGCCAAUCGACUGCGACCUCCUGCGGCUCGACCAAUCGUGAGCUGCCACGUCACUGAGGGAUUUUUGUAUCACUGAAGCUGUUUCCAUAUUAUGUAACAUGAAAAAUAAAGAAAUGUGAAACGA